AAAUAAUUCAUCACAUCUUGUUCACCUACAUCUUCACCUUAAAUCCUUUGAAAAGAAGAUGAAAAUCUUUGAUCUCUUUCUUAGCUUCAGUAUCUUCUUCCUCUCUCCAUUUGUAUCUCAAGCAUAUAAUCAUGAUUCGAAUUACACCCGCCCACCGCCUGGUGCAGACUUCAUCGUCUCUCACGGCCAUCCAAACUUCUAUCCUCAACAGGUGCACGUAUCAUUGGCGGGUAAGGAUCACAUGAGAGUAACAUACAUAACAGAAGACAUGAACGUUGCAUCGAUGGUGGAAUACGGUAAAAGCUCAAAAAAGUACGACAGAAAAACAACCGGAGAAUCCACUUCUUAUAGAUUCUUCUUCUACAGCUCCGGCAAGAUCCACCAUAUCAAGAUUGGUCCUCUUCAGCCAAGCACCACUUACUAUUACCGUUGUGGUGGCCAUGGUAAAGAGUAUUCUUUCAGAACUCCUCCGUCCACUUUUCCGGUCGAGUUUGCCGUUGCUGGUGACCUUGGGCAAACUGAUUGGACGGUGAAAACAUUAGAUCAGAUUACAAAACGGGACUUCGAUGUCUUCCUACUUCCCGGUGAUCUCUCCUACGCAGACAACCACCAGCCACUAUGGGACUCUUUUGGCCGUCUCCUGGAGAACCUGGCUAGCACUCGCCCAUGGAUGGUCACCGAGGGAAACCACGAGAUCGAGUCUGCCCGGAUCAUUGAAGAACAUAUAAGCUUUAAAGCAUACAAUGCCCGAUGGCUUAUGCCUCACGCUGAAAGCCUCUCUCACUCCAACCUUUACUACUCUUUUGAUGCAGCCGGUGUCCACAUUGUUAUGAUUGGUUCUUACACCCACUAUGACUCCCACUCUGAUCAGUACCGGUGGCUCCGUGAAGAUUUAAGAAAGAUUGACCGUAAAAGAACGCCGUGGUUGGUGGCGGUGAUGCACACGCCAUGGUACAGUACAAACAAGGCGCAUGAAGGUGAAGGGGAGAAAAUGAGAAAGGCCAUGGAGGGUUUACUUUAUCGUGCUCAAGUCGACAUUGUUUUUGCCGGCCACAUUCAUACCUACGAACGUUUCAGGCCGGUAUACAACCACAAGGCCGACCCAUGUGGACCAAUGCACAUAACCAUCGGUGACGGUGGCAAUCGAGAAGGGCUGGCAUAUAAGUUUAAUAACCCUCGUUCACCGUUGUCGGCAUUCCGUGAAUCGAGUUUUGGACAUGGGAGAUUGAGAGUUAUAGACAAGAAACGAGCACACUGGUCGUGGCAUAGAAACAACGAUAACUUCUCAGUUAUUGCGGAUGAAGUAUGGUUCGAAAGCUCUACGUCAUCAUCACAUUGUAUUCUUAAUCACUUUAGAAAUGAACUCUAAAUCCCCUUACCUUAAAACAUUACUCUUUUAAGG
This is a messenger RNA of Brassica oleracea var. oleracea, 1402 nucleotides long. Its product is annotated as purple acid phosphatase 21-like. The record is from RefSeq and is a predicted model, not a curated record. NCBI's taxonomy places the organism in Eukaryota, Viridiplantae, Streptophyta, Magnoliopsida, Brassicales, Brassicaceae. The transcript is spliced from 6 exons. The coding region runs from base 59 to 1369 and encodes 436 amino acids. Gene Ontology annotation, molecular function: acid phosphatase activity; metal ion binding.